Suillus bovinus is the source of this 2259-nucleotide messenger RNA. RefSeq lists its product as uncharacterized. The transcript has 3 exons. Lineage: Eukaryota; Fungi; Basidiomycota; Agaricomycetes; Boletales; Suillaceae. The coding region runs from base 103 to 1845 and encodes 580 amino acids. The record is from RefSeq and is a predicted model, not a curated record.
GCCUUUUUCGUUCCCUACUCUUGUCUCGCUCUUUGUUCGUGGCAUUGAGGGAGUCAAGCCUCAAGCUCACUUAUAGCUAUACAUUGUGACCAACAACCGGAAAUGCAUCGUGCGCUACUCGUUCCAGACAUCUUAGAUCAUAUCCUCGCGUUCAUCAAGGCUGAUAGUCUGCAAAUCAGUCGUCGGACUUUCGCAGCACUCGCCAGAACUUGCAGUGCUCUCAGCGAUGCCUCGCUGGAUGCUCUAUGGAACGAGCUACGUAGCCUGUACCCGUUAGUAUCGUGCAUCUACGAUACUAACAUGGAAUUCGUUGACGAUGGCACAUCAAAAAUUAACAGCGAUGCGGGACCCGAUUUAUCCGUCUUUCAUAAGUACGCGUAUCGCGUCCACAAAGUAGAGCUUUCUGGAUACGAAGGCGGCUGGAGGGCUACAGCUGUCCAUGAUGAUCUGGGAGUGUUUCACGUUCUUAAAAUUCCCACUCCACUCCUUCCCAAUCUCACCCACCUAGCUUGGGCUGAUGAACUUAGUCUUGCUCUGCUCUGGCCACUGCUCAAUCCACGUUUAUUGUCUCUUCGCAUAUCAAGCUUUCAGUGGAACCCGAAAUCCACCCCAUUACUUCUCUCCAAAAUAAGGGGGCUCUGUCCGGAGCUGAAUACACUGGGGUUCUUAUUCUAUCUGUCAGAAGGAUACGAAGCUAUAGCAGAAAGCUUCUUAUCCCGAGUAAUUUGCUCUUGGAAGAAGCUCGAGGUGCUGGACUACAGCCCAGUGGGUUGCGAAUGCAUCCUUAGCCUUUCUGCUUUGUCAUCUCUCAGAAUCCUUCGGUUGCGUGUUGAUAACACAUCUGACCUCAAUCUGCCCCCAAAUUCGCUCUCAUUUCCAUCACUGCACAGUCUCCAAUUUCAAGCCAACAGCCUAGCGACUGCUAAUUCCAUCCUUCAAGCGAUAAGGACAUUACCCAAAUCUUUAGAUAUCUUCCUUCCGGUGUAUCGGUCGGGGGAUGCUGGUGUGGAAACAGUCGAGCCCAUUCUGCAACCUAUCAGUCAAAAUGCAUCUUGCGGCAACCUUGAAGAAUUUCGCAUGAACGUCCCCGCCUUUCUGAGCGGCGGUGUCAACGGCUCUAAUGUGUUCAGACCCCUUUUCCUAUGCCGCAACCUUCGCGUAUUGCGCAUAAUGAUGACACCGUUAUUCUUGCUCGUUGAUGAUGAUCUGCGUGCCAUGGCUUCUGCUUGGCCACUAUUGGAGGAACUUGAGCUGUUCGACUGUCGCAAUCUAUAUCCGCCAGUUCCUUCCCAACCCUUACCUAUCAUGGACCUCCCCAAUGACGACGACGACGAUUUCCCACCUGUGCCACCCCUACCCGUUGGACUCCCUCCUGUGCCACCCCUGCCUGUUGGACUCCCACCUAUGCCACCCUUUACUAUUACGGGCCCAAUGAUGUCAUUGCACUUGGAUGCGACAACACCGUUUCAAGAUUUCAGCAUGGUUCGUGGCAAUCGGAAUUCUGAGAUCACCUUUCACGGUCUCAUUUCGCUUCUGGAGUUGUGCCCUAAUCUUCGCUUCUUCAACCUGGCUAUCGACGCCACCAAGCUGGAUGGACUGCGGGAUGAUAAACCAGGCGGUGGUGUUUGCAAUCGACUGGUCAAACAUCCCAGACUUGUUGAUUCUCACAUCAGUGACCCAGAAGCGGUUGCUCGCAUCCUCCUCGACAUACUUCCUGAACUUGAGACCAUUUGGGGGGAGGGUUCUCCCGGUCCUUUUACAAACAUGUUCAGUUCAACACUGCCUCAAGGAUGGGACCAAGUUCACAGAAUCAUACUAGAUUCUAAAGCAGCACAGAGGUUGUGACGUAGCCACCAUGGCCCGACUUCGGCAACCUAAUGAUUUCACUAUGCCAUUACAACUCUGAAUCAUUUUUUGAACAACUGUACACACUCGAGGACUCAUCACAUAGAUCACAUCUACUGUACAAUAGUUUCCGCUGACCAAUGAAAAGCACCUGCAUUAUUUUACAGCUACGAAAGUAGUAACAGAGUAGAAAUAGUAUGUGGUCAGAAUCUAGGGGGUAGCAUACGUAGCUAAGCACCUGCCAUCUCAACGUCACCUAGACCGUCACCAUUAUUUAGUAGUGUUUCCGCGGCACGCUUGAUAGUGGCAAUCUUGGCUCGCAUGACAGCAAUUGCCUCUGGAAGUAGACGUUGUGGAGGAUAAAAUCCUUCAGACUCUAUGUUAACUAUGCAGGGAUAUCGGUCAGAACACGCA